UAUCACAAACUUUAAUGUUGAACUGUUUAGUCUCCUUUUGAAGUGAUAUUUUUCUUUUGUAGCUAUUUCAUUUUGUGAGAGUCUAAAUGAGAUAUUUAUAGCCCUUAGUAGUUAAAUUAGAAUGGCUACUUUUACUAAACUAACGGUAUUUCCCUUGGUAGCCAAUCUUAUGGAAAUAACGAGCCUGAACUCUGAAGUUGUAUGUCUAAAGUCGUCCAAAUUUAAUAUUUGCUCUUCUGCAGAGGAUUCCUUUGUUGUGAAUCGUCAAAAUUAAGCAGGCAAGUCCCAGUCGGAGCUUGAAUUAAGUUGAGUUUGACCGCGGAGCCCCCUCCCACGCGGUGGAGCAACUGUAAACGGCCUGUCCGUAAAGUUGGAAGGGGGUUGGACGAGGCAGCCGGUUGCUCUUUGUGUAUUGAUCAGCUUCGCCGUCCGCCGGUAGCGAGUUUGGGCCGCCUCCGACCGUCUUCACCUCCGCCUCCGCCGCUUCGCCGCCUUUCGACUCUCGUCCGGCCGCCGCUUCGCUCGUCCCGGCUCCGAUGGCGACUCGGGCCCGCUAGCGUUGAAAUCACUCCAUAAACGCCCACGUAAACAAAAAAAGGGGGAAGAUGGAUAAGAUGACUGAGGCCCAGAAAGUUGCCUACUUAGAGGCACAUGCUGUUAUGCAACAGCAGAUGGCUCAACAUGCAGCCACACUGCAACAACAGCAGCAACAACUUCAACAGAACCAACAGAAGAAAAUGGAAUACGUUCCAACUCUCAAAGUACCUCAAGUUCCACAGCCUCAGACAACAAAUCAACAGACUACCACUGAACAACAACAUACUUUUACUAUGGUAGCUGAUGAGGGGCUUGGCUUUGACGAUGGAGUUAGAGUGCUCAGAUCAAUAGGAACAUGGGCACCAGAGUAUACAAGCCAAGUCGCUUUUCCAAGCAAUCAACAAUUCACGACUGAUAACAGCGAAACAGCAGAAAAGACCGCACAGGCUGUAGGCACUCAAACGACCCAACCAUCUGUCCAAUCUGUUGUAAAACAGAAGCAUAGGGUGGAGAACAACAACAAAAGUUUCACAUGUACAGAAUGUGGAAAAGGGCUUGCGAGGAAAGACAAAUUGGUGAUUCAUAUGAGAAUUCAUACGGGUGAAAAACCCUAUGUAUGUGAAGUGUGUAAAAAAGCGUUUGCAAGGCGUGACAAACUUGUAAUUCAUGUCAACAAGUUGAAACACAUAACACCGUCCAAUUUGGCACCACUUGCUAAAAGAAACCACCCUCUGGAAGUUAAUAAAACACCAACUUUGGUGACACCCACGCCACCUUCGGUUCAACAGCAGGAUAAGAAGGAAAAAGAUGAAGGUUCAUCAUCACCCAACGGUCUUCCUCAGCUUUUGGUUGAUUUUGGUGUUGGGGGCACUUGGUCGUGCGAGUUGUGCGGUAGAGUGCUCUCAGGACGCGAGGAGUGGUCUGUGCACGCGCGCGCACAUUUGGAAGCCCAGGCAGCACCACCACCCUACCAACCACCCGCCUACCCAGCCCCAGAUCGCCACUAUUGCCUCAUGUGCCGUCAAGAUUUUGCCGACAGGACGGAGUUUAUGUUCCACCUCAGGGCUCAUUUCAACAAACCUCAGGAAGUUGUCGACUCGACCGGUCUCUGUACGUAGGUAGCACAAGGGAUGAAAUCCGAUGACGUUGAAGACGGGGUGUGUGACAAUAAAAAAAAGAGUAAAACUUAUGAAGUUUAAUGUUAUUCAGGUACAAAAUGUGCCUUUGAUCAAUAACAAAUUUCUUACAAAAAAUAUAAUUGACUAAAAAUUAUAGACAAUCAUUUUUCAAUGAUUCUAGUCAAAGGAAAAAAAGACUUACCCUGGCUAAAUACAUUUUCAUUUUCUGGUUCUUUAACUUAGAAUUCACAUGCUUUUAUAUCUCUUUAAACAUUCUACUCCGUUGAAGCUGUCUACAGCAUAAAUCCUGUUAAAAGUUUUCACCGCAUAUUUAUUACAAUCUGUCCAUUAUUUAAAAAAAAAAAAAAAAAAUUGUACUACAUAAAAAACUUUACUAAAACUUGAAAUAAGCCAACUUCAAUAAUUUCAAAUUUAAUUUAUUAUUGUAAAAGUAUUAUUAGUUGUGAUGUAGUACUUUCAGUUCAUCAUAAUCAGUAGAGUAGAUCAGAUAAAGCAAUUGUAUAUUAAAGCAGAUAAAACACAAAAAUACAUUUAAGAAAUAAGUUUGAGAAACUUUAUGUACUUGACGUAUUCAAUUUUAUUUAAUUACAACUUUUCAUUCUUAAAUUUUAACAAUUUUCAGUGCUAAUGACACUAAGUGGUGAAUGAUAAGAAAAAUAUUCUUCACAAGACAUAACACAAACAACAAAACAUGGGAUGCAAAGUGUAUACAUUACAAUAUACAUUCCAUUUAAAACUAAGUUUUAAAAUAAACGAAAAUGUUAAGAGAGAUUUUCAAAAUUUAAAUCUACUGAAAUGUAUGCCAAACCAUUUAUAAAUAAUCCAACCACAAAAAAAUAUUAGUACAAUCUCUCUGCAAAUAGUAGUAUAUGAAUAGAUUCUUUAAAUAUAUAUUGAAGUGCCUCUUUUGUUUUUUUCUAAAAUUAUUCCAUUCAGUGGAUGGAAACACCCCUCAUUUUUGUGUGAUGCUUGUGGUUUACAAACCAAUGGCUUAUGUAAAUAUUGUAAAAAAAAACAUUUUUUUGUCGACUUGCAAUGGUAGAAGAUAUAUUUUUGUUUAAAUUUCUCUCCUCUAAAAACGGUUGAGUUAAGAGGCAACUCAACUACCAAAGUUCAAAAAUUCAACUAUUAUAAAUCAUCUGUUUGCGUGGUUUUAAGAGUUUUUAGGAACAAUUUAUGAUAUUUAUGGUUAUGGACUAAAUAAUAAAUGUAUGUUAUUUAUUAACAGUUGUGAUUUGAUUUACAGUUUGUUUUGUGUGUUUAUCUUUUAGUCGUGUGUUGUAGUAUAUUAUAUAGGGUAGAUUUUAAAUCAAAGUCACCAUUGCCCCAUGACAUCACAAUUAUAUAAUGAAGUUGUAAAUUUGAAUAAGAUUUUGUUACAACUUGUUUUAUCUUUUCACAAUUAUGAAUUCUGAUAUAUUAUGUAUAAGCAGUUGAAAGAUUAUGAAAAAUGUACACAUGUUGCUAAUAUAUACAUAUAUGGUUAUGUUACGGUUUGAAAAAUCUGCCGUAUUUACAAUAUAGACCCUAUAUGUCUUGUUCAAUUUUUAUAUUUUAUAGAAUGCUUGCUUUGACUGACAGAAAGUUCCUUAUUUUGAUAUUAUAAUGUUUAUGUAAUAUUUUAUCAUAUAUGAAUUGGUUCGUAUUUAUACUGUUCCAUCAGAGUCCUUCACCUAUUCAGUAAUUUAUAUUGAUCUCAAGUAGUAACAUAAUUUUAGAUGUACUCUUAAAAACUCUUUACACCUCACAAGCAUCGACUUCCAAAUUCGAGUCUUCGCUUAGACUGAUACUUAAAUUUCAUUUGUUAUUAUUAAUUAGUGAAUGUUGUAGUUGACUGUAUGAAAUAGUACAAAAAUUGAGAUUUAGGUCUUCCGUGCUACGCCAGUCACACACCUCGUCUUAAAAUGAAUUCGGUUAUCUUUACAUAUUAAGGUAAAACCUCGUGUGGGGUUUUACAGAUUAUACAUUUUAUAACCCAAUAUAUGACUGAAAAUUGUGUGUAUCUAUUUUGUUUUAGUGUGUAAAUUUAGUCCAUUUUUUAUGAUUAUAAACAAUUUGUAUAUGUUAUUAC
Cimex lectularius (bed bug) is the source of this 3747-nucleotide messenger RNA. Its product is annotated as zinc finger protein 624. Gene Ontology annotation, molecular function: DNA-binding transcription factor activity; RNA polymerase II cis-regulatory region sequence-specific DNA binding. The transcript is spliced from 6 exons. Gene Ontology annotation, biological process: regulation of transcription by RNA polymerase II. Bases 606 to 1655 code for a protein of 349 amino acids. Lineage: Eukaryota; Metazoa; Arthropoda; Insecta; Hemiptera; Cimicidae. The record is from RefSeq and is a predicted model, not a curated record.